GAGGAAGUUGGAGCUUUCAGUUUAGAUGUGCACCCUCUUACCUUCCCUCAGGACGGAAAAUGAGUCUUUUGAUGUCCCACUGAUGUCUUCCCCUACGUAUCAACUUCUGGAGGAACGUGUCUGAGGAUUUGAGCUUCAUUUUGUAAAAGAAGUCUUUUUUUUGGGGGGGGUGGGGGGCAGUUCUGCUUCGGAUUGUCCUACCAUCUGUCAGUGCUGCAGUGUGCAUUAACGUAAAGCGUACCUCGCUUUAGGAGUGUGCGAGUGUGUUCUCGAGAAACCUACACCAUUACCCCACCUCUUCCUCUCUACCUCUCUUUCUCUCUCUCUCUUUUUCUCUGGCACUUUGAGUGCACAGUUGUGCUGGACUUCCUUGGUGCACGGAUCUUCUCAUUAAAUAGAUACAUCAGGAACUGGCACCUAAGCAGAUGUUGUCAGUGAAGGGGUGAGGAGGACCAAGUGGUGAAAGGAAAAAAAAAGAGUGACGACCAAGAACAAGACUGCUAGAAGCAUUUCAAACCUUGUGAAGUAGCUUCUUCUUCCUCCAAGUGUCAGUUUUAAUAAGCUCCAUUAUAGUGAUAUAAUAAAUUAUACAAAAGAACUGUGAGCCUGAGAGAGACGAAACAAGAAGGAUUCAGCCUGGUUUCCAUAGCUGAGCUCAAGAAAUUAAAAGAAGCUAAGUAAGGAAGUGUUUUCUCGCUGCCGGAGAGCCCCUGACUCCUCGCUCAAGAUGAUGAUGUAUUUGUGGGGUAAUCAGGACGCCCCAGCACCCCCAGAAACCAUGGCCCAGCCUUACCCAUCAGCCCAGUUCGCUCCCCCUCAGAACGGCAUUCCUGCUGAGUACACAACGUCCCACCCCCACCCGACUCCAGACUACCCGGGUCAGACCCCCGUGGCAGAGCAUACGCUGAACAUGUACCCCCCUGCGCAGACGCACAGUGAGCCCAGCGGGUCAGACCCCAGCGUACAGGCAGUCUCCGGCACAGCCACACAGACAGAAGAUUCAGCACAGACAGACAGCCAACAGCAAACACAGUUAUCCGAAAACACAGAAAACAAAACGCAGCCCAAGAGGCUCCACGUCUCCAACAUCCCCUUCAGGUUCAGAGAUCCAGACCUCAGGCAAAUGUUUGGCCAAUUUGGAAAAAUCUUAGAUGUUGAAAUCAUAUUUAAUGAGCGAGGAUCAAAGGGUUUUGGUUUCGUAACUUUCGAAAAUAGUGGCGAUGCGGACAGGGCCAGAGAGAAAUUACACGGCACGGUGGUAGAAGGUCGUAAAAUAGAGGUUAACAAUGCAACAGCACGGGUAAUGACGAAUAAAAAGACCAUCAACCCAUAUGCAAAUGGCUGGAAAUUGAAUCCAGUCGUGGGUGCAGUCUACAGCCCAGAAUUCUAUGCAGUGCCAGGCUUCCCAUACCCAGCAGCCACGGCGGCGGCAGCGGCGGCAUACAGAGGAGCACACUUACGAGGAAGAGGUCGUACCGUCUACAAUACGUUUCGGGCAGCCGCUCCUCCCCCACACAUCCCAGCCUAUGGAGGUGUUGUUUACCAGGAUGGAUUUUAUAGUGCAGAUAUUUAUGGUGGUUACGCUGCCUACCGAUACGCUCAGCCUGCUACUGCUACUGCCGCUGCCUACAGUGACAGUUUCGGACGAGUUUAUGCUGCCGACCCCUACAACCACGCACUUGCUCCAGCAGCCACAUACAGCGUUGGUGCCAUGAAUCCUUUUGCUCCAUUGACUGAUGCCAAGACCAGAAGCCACGCCGAUGAUGUGGGUCUCGUUCUUUCUUCUUUGCAGGCUAGUAUAUACAGAGGUGGAUACAGUCGUUUUGCACCAUACUAACAAACCUAUCAAAACCUAUUGAGAAUCUUCCUGUGGGGGUAAAAGAGGAGUAAUUCAGAGGCCUGGGUAUUGCAAUACAUGCAGUAGUGCAUCAUUUUAGCAUCUCUUAAGAGAGAGGAGACAAAAAUGGAUAUUUUUCAUCUUAUACCUCAGAUAUUUUGUGCUGUGUAUUUUAAAAUUGUGGGUUUUUAAUUUCAAAGAUUACAUAGAUUGUCGGCUGUAGAGGUUUCUGUGGUGAUCUAGAGAGCUGCUAGAAAUUAAAAAGAUGAAAAAAAUGAGAUACAAAUUGUUAGGGCUUUAUCGUGUAAAUGAAUUAUGUAUGAUAAAUAUUCGAGUCACUUUGGGGUUAUCAUAUUUUGUAAGAGUGUAAGUGACUAGAGUCAUCCAGUGGUUUCUGCUUUUGUUGACAUCACCUUUUGUCUUUCUUUGGUUCCUUUCAUUUCUGGGUUUCUGUGCCGUAGAGAAAGAGAAAGGGGGUUGUGGGUAGGAGUAGAUAGGCAGACAUCUCUGUAGUAGGUGAAAGACUGGGCUGGCAGUAGACACAAAGCUGGUUAAAGAGACCACUGAGGUAUUGAUUAUUAAAUUAUCUUAUAUCAGUCAUUACUCAAAGCCAAAGGUUAUGUUCCUGGGGUGUUUAAUGUGUAUAUUCCAAUUAUACAUAGCAGCUCGUAGAAACUCCCCAAAAAUUCACCAUGACACUAUUUUACUCUUUAACUAUUAUCUAGUCCUUAAGUCAGACCCUUACUAGUUUAGGCCUACCACAAGAUGUUCUUUUUAUAUUACAGUACUUCCAGUACGUUGAUUGAUAUAAAUGCUGAUUUUUAUAAUAUGGGAGAGAUGAUACAUGAAAAAAGAAAAAGAAAAAAGACGGCGACAGUAGCGCCGAUUAUAUUUUUUGUUUUUGUUUUCCUUUUGUUUUUCAGAAGUAAAGAAACUCUGAUUAUUUGUACAAGAUGAGAGUGGGAAAAAAUAAACUAACAGUGUAUUAAAUUUGAUCUGUGCAGUGGAAAUGUUCUCUUAUAUGAAAAACACAACUGUAUAAUGUUUUAGAUUUAGUGUGGUAGACCAACUGUUAGAGAAAGGUGUCUCAUUUUUUAUGGAAUCAUACACAGAUUUAUAUCAACACUUUACAAGUAAUGCAAUCAUUAUGUAUAUAUAAUCAUAGUAUUUUUGUCAACUGUACAAUUUUGCACACAAAACCUGCAAUUUUUUCAUCACUCUUCACUUGUGGGAUGUUCCGUUGUCUGUUUCUUUUGGUUUCCUGCUUCUUCUUUCAAGUGUUUUGUUUUGAUAUCAUUUUUAAUGAGACAUCCUUUGUACUAUUAUUUUCUAGAACACAGCCUUUACACUUUGAAACUGUUUGAUUAUCAAGAAAUUGAGAAAUAUAUGACUUGUGAAAAAGAUAUCUAUAUGUAAAUAGGAAUAAUGAUGAUAACUAUGUCAUUUACAAGUGCUACACAAACAAGCUGUCAAGGUGUUCUUGAAGAGUCGCAGCUUGGCUGUGCAUUCGCGAAGACUUCCCUUCAUGUUGUUUACAAGUAUACCUAAUUAGAGGUGUUUGUCACAUAUCUCAUUUUUCUUUAUUUUGUAUUUAUGAAAGUUUAAUUGCGUGAAAUACAAACAAAAGAGCAGCUUCAGUUUAUCCAGCUGCAAAUAUCCUCUUGUGUACUAUGUGCGCUUCACGUCACACAAACUUGGCAAAAAUAUCUUACCCACUGCUGUGAUUCUGCUCUUUCUGCUUUAAGUAUGUGUUGUGGACAAGCUUUCUCCUUGUCAUUGUAUGUGCAUGCACUAUGAUCUGCAUAACAAUAACCAUCAAUAAAGUUUCUCAAGAU
Messenger RNA from Myxocyprinus asiaticus (Chinese sucker), 3672 nucleotides. RefSeq names its product RNA binding protein fox-1 homolog 1-like. Lineage: Eukaryota; Metazoa; Chordata; Actinopteri; Cypriniformes; Catostomidae. The coding region runs from base 728 to 1837 and encodes 369 amino acids. The transcript is spliced from 12 exons. The record is from RefSeq and is a predicted model, not a curated record. Gene Ontology annotation, molecular function: mRNA binding. Gene Ontology annotation, biological process: nervous system development; regulation of alternative mRNA splicing, via spliceosome. Gene Ontology annotation, cellular component: cytoplasm; nucleus.